Messenger RNA from Exophiala oligosperma, 1622 nucleotides. RefSeq lists its product as uncharacterized. NCBI's taxonomy places the organism in Eukaryota, Fungi, Ascomycota, Eurotiomycetes, Chaetothyriales, Herpotrichiellaceae. Bases 431 to 1513 code for a protein of 360 amino acids. The transcript has 3 exons. The record is from RefSeq and is a predicted model, not a curated record. Gene Ontology annotation, molecular function: NAD binding.
UGCUUAGACUCGGCGAGCACUAAAUCCAUGACAAAGCACGGGAAUUAGACUCAAGACUCGAUGCAGCCAGCCACAAGUGCGACCAGUUGGUGACUUUGAUACCACAAAUAUGUUCAACCUCAUGUUGCACAUGCACCUUCAUCAGCACCAAAUAUCCAUCAUAAGGUGUAUUUCAACAUUGGCCUAGGGAUAUCGGCACACUAAGCGGAGAGCAAGCCGAGGGGCAGCUACAAUGUCUCUUUAUUUAGCGCGGGGAUGUGCGGCGCCAGCGGCGGGCUAAAGGUGGCUUAUCUCGACUUUUCAUGAUUGAUGUGAUACUGGCGCUGCGGUAGAAACUUAUGCGCUUGAAGGAUUUUGCAAAGUUGAUAGUCAUCCAAUUUGGCUUUCCCUUGAGCGGUAGUCUGUGUAUUCCCGGCGACGGUGGCUCGUGAUGGGAUCGACUGAAGGGGCCAAUGGUUUGGCCCAAGACACAAUUUUGAUCUUGGUGCCAGCUGAACCCAGACAAGAGGUCAUUGAUAGCCUCCAGUCACGAUAUCCUGGCGUAAAAAUCCAUUGGCGGACAGUUUACGGAACACCGAUCACUGUAGAAGACAUACCGAAGACCAUUUGGGACACGGUCACGAUAUUAUGGGGAUUCCAGAUUCCCAAAGAUGCCGUGACGCCGAACCUUCGCUUUGUGCAGUUGAGCUCAGCAGGUGCUGAUCAUUGGGCAUCGAAUCCCCAUUACCAAGACCCAAAUGUCGUAUUUUGCACCUCCAAUGGCGCCCAUCCCCCCCAGAUAGCCGAGUGGGUAAUAGGAAGCUGGCUUUCUCAUCAACAUCAAUUUCUCAAGUUCAGCAACUAUAUGAAAGAAGGAUAUUGGGAGCCACUCUUCCAGAGCACUUUCCAAGACUCUUGGGGCCUUCGAAUGGGGGUCCUUGGAUACGGUGCGAUCGGGCGACAGUGUGCCAACCUCGCAAAAGGAUUGGGCAUGGACGUGGUGGCGUAUACGGCUCAUGAAAGACCAACAUCAGAGUCGAAAAAGGACGAUAGCUACUGCGUGCCCGGCACUGGAGACCCAGACGGACUUAUUCCAUCCAAAUGGUUUCAUGGGACGACUCAAGAAACCCUCAACAACUUCCUAAAUCAGGACCUGGAUAUUCUGGUCGUUUGCCUCCCGCUGACACCUUCGACGAGAAACAUGAUAUCCAAACCGCAGUUUGAGAUCCUGGCGAAGAAGAAGACUUUUCUGAGUAACAUCGCCCGAGGUGGGCAUGUGAACACCGAGGAUUUGAUUGAAGCACUAGAGAAAGGCAUGAUUAGAGGAGCAGCUGUGGAUGUGACUGAUCCAGAGCCGCUCCCCAAGGAACACCCACUAUGGAAAGUACCAAACCUCUUGAUCACCCCUCAUGUUAGCUGGGUGUCAACGAACCACUGGAGUCGACUGUACGCCAUCUUUGAACAUAACCUUGGAGUGGUUGCCAGCAACAAGGGGAAAUUUGUGAACCAAGUCAACAAACAGCGACAUUAUUAGUGUUAGCAUCGGUCAGGUAUUUGAGAGGUCAUGACCUUGUUGGGCUGUAUAGAUAUUUUGAUAUAGAGAUGACAUAAAUUAUAUAUAUCGACAAGCAUAAGAGGCUGAA